Messenger RNA from Linderina pennispora, 3281 nucleotides. RefSeq lists its product as uncharacterized. NCBI's taxonomy places the organism in Eukaryota, Fungi, Kickxellomycota, Kickxellomycetes, Kickxellales, Kickxellaceae. Gene Ontology annotation, molecular function: SNARE binding; zinc ion binding. The record is from RefSeq and is a predicted model, not a curated record. The transcript has 7 exons. Gene Ontology annotation, biological process: intracellular protein transport; COPII-coated vesicle cargo loading; endoplasmic reticulum to Golgi vesicle-mediated transport. Bases 273 to 3281 code for a protein of 1002 amino acids. Gene Ontology annotation, cellular component: COPII vesicle coat; endoplasmic reticulum exit site.
GAACAGCACCGCCCUUGGCCUUUUUCUACCUGGCGCAUUUCAGCUUAUUUCCAUAUUUCGCUUUCCACUCCAUCUCCAACCAGCGGGGGUGCAAUUUACUUGUCUUGUUGCUCUAUUCGUGCCGGAAGGGUUCUUAUAACACCACACAGCUCUUUCUCCCUGCACAUCUCACAGUCUCUUGGAAACCCACAUCAGCAAGGCAUUUCAGUUCGUCGUCAACCCACAGAUUUCGUAUUUGUUCGAUCAGCAACAGCGUGCUUUAGACGGAUAAUAUGAACUCAGCUCCGUACCAGCAACACGCAGGCGCCCAACAGCGUCCGCCACCGCCGCCGCCUGGAUCGGUGCCUGGAGCUCAGCCGGGCCAGAGGCCACCGGUAGGCAUGCGCCCGCCGAUGCCCCAGGGAUCUCCGGCACCCGGAAUGGGCGUACAGACCGCCUAUGCAGCAGCAACAGCCUGGAAUUCGGCCCCAGCCACAAAUGCAAAUGAGGCCCCUAUGCCCCAGCAGCAGCAGCAGCAGCAACAGCAGAUGCCACAGCAGGCCCGGGUAGUAUCGCCUCAGCAGCAACAGCAGCAGUAUGCCCCUCAGAUUCAGCGGCCGCCGAUGUCGAUGCCGUACCAGCAGCAGCAGCCUAUUGCUCAGCAGCCUCAGGCGAUGGCGCCUGGCAUGGCGGGCAUGACCCAGCAGAUGGGAAACAUGAACCUUGGUCAGCCUCAGCAGCAGCAGCAGGGGAUGCAAUCGCCUCCCCCCGGCUCCCACGCCCACGCCCACGCCCACAAGGCCCGGGCCAAGCGCGUGUAUGCGCCAGCCGCCUCCAUGGGGGCUCCCGGCGCCGCUGCUGGUGCUCCUCCGGCCGGCUACCCGCCGAUGUCUGGCGCCCCGCCGCAGCAGAUGCCCUACGGUGCCCAGGCCCAGCCUCAGCCUGGCUAUCCCGCAGCGCCGGGUGGUCAGCAAACAUUUGUGCCGGGCGCUCAGGCACCGACUCCUGGGCCAGCAGCCGGUAGUCCGUAUGCUCGCCCUGCGCCGCUGACUGGCGGGGUUGCAGGAGCCCCGCAGCAGGCGCCAUACGAGCCUCCCAGACCACGCAUUGACCCGAACCAGAUGCCCACCCCGUCUGCAGUGCACACGCAUGACCAGGAGCUGCACAACGAGCAGCCAUACUCGACGGCACUCAAGACCAAUGUCCCACUGGCGUCCACCAACUUCACGGCCAUUGACGAAGGCAAUAGCAACCCGCGCUUCAUGCGCAUGACUAUGUACAAUUUGCUCAAGGCGUCGCACCUGCCACUCGGCAUGAUUGUCCAGCCGCUUGCGGACCUGGCUCCAAGCGAGGCUCCAGUGCAGCUCAUUGACUUUGGCGCCGAAGGCCCGAUCCGCUGCAUCCGCUGCAAGACCUACAUCAACCCGCACAUGACAUUUAUCGAGGGUGGCAAGCGUUUCGUGUGCAACAUGUGUCGCCACGAGAACGAGGUGCCUGAGGACUACUUCUGCAACCUGGACAUGGCUGGCCAGCGCCUGGAUCGUGAGGCACGGCCUGAGCUGCGGUGCGGAUCGGUCGAGUUUGUUGCCACCAAGGAGUUCAUUACCCACAACCCCAGGCCCGCCACCUAUAUCUUCGCCAUUGACGUGACGUGGAACGCGGUGCAGAGUGGCAUGGUUGCUACUGCAGCCAAGACCAUCAAGGACCUUCUGUACCAGGGCCCCGGUCUGCCGGCUGGCACGCGUGUUGGCAUCAUUACCUUUGAUCGUAGCGCGCACUUUUACAACCUGUUGUCGUCGCUGGAUCAGGCACAGAUGAUGGUGGUGCCCGACAUCCGUGACAUCUUUGUGCCGCUCAACGAGGGGCUGGCUGUCGAUCCGAUCGAAUCUCAGCUCAUCAUUGAGCAGUUGCUUGACUCGCUGCCUGCCAUGUUUGCACGCAACCGCACAGCCGAGCCCGUGCUGGGUGCUGUUAUUCAGGCUGUCCAUGAGACACUGAGCGGCUGUGGCGGUAAGCUGUUUCUGCACAACACUGACAAGGAAAAGACGCUGUACGAGCCACAGGAUUCGUUCUACCACGAGUGGGCUGUCAAGCUUGUUGAGCAAGGCAUCAGCUGCAACCUGUACCUGUUCCCCGCUGCCUACAUCGACGCGGCCACACUAGGCCAGCUGUCGACUGUGACCAGCGGCGAAAUGUACAUGUACCCGGCCUUCCACACCGAUCGGGACGGGCCCCAGUUUGCCAGCGAUCUGCGCUAUGAUGCCCAGCGUCCGUUCGGCACCAACGGCGUCCUGCGUAUCCGUACCUCUGACGGUCUGCGCGUCGACGAGCACUAUGGCAACCUUUACAUGCGCAAUCAUGUCGACGUCGAGCUUGCAGGCAUUACCAGCGACACGGCUAUCGGCGCCUUGCUCCAGUACGACGGGAAGCUCGAUGAGAAGCAGGACGUGUACUUCCAGGUUGCGCUUCUGUACACCACCUCUGAUGGCCAGCGGCGUAUCCGCGUGCACAACCUGGCGAUUCCGUGCACGACUUUGAUUGGCAACAUGUUCCGUCACUCCGAGGUUGAUGCCAGCAUGAACCUGGUGGCCAAGAUGGCUGUCGCUGAUGCAAUGCACACCCCGCUGAAGCAGAUCCGCGACAAGCUGACUGAUCGCACUGUGCAGAUUCUGACUGCAUACCGCCGCAACUGCGCAUCAGGCAGCUCGCCCGGCCAGCUGAUCCUGCCCGAGGCCUACAAGCUCCCGGCGCUCCGUGGUGGUGCCGAUGUGCCAAUCGACCAGCGCGUGUACCACAUGAACCUGCUGCGCCAGUUCUCAGUGCCCAGGUCCAUGGAGUACUUCUACCCACGCGUUCGCACCCGUGCACUCGCUCGACGACCGGUCCUGGUCACGCUUCCGCCUCUGUCACGCGCCUCGUAUACGGUCCUGGACCCAACUGGCGCAUACCUGAUUGUCAACAAGGGCUCAUCGCUGUACCUGUGGCUCGGACGCCAGACGCCGGCUUCCUUUGUCCAGGAGGUGCUGGGUGCACCUGCAGUGGAGCAGGUUGAUGUACUGGCCCACCAGCUGCCAGAGCUCGACACGGCGCUGAACCAGAAGAUCCGCGCUAUUGCGCGUCAGUUGGUGCCGCUAGCGCGCCGAGGUCUGGACCAAAGCGAGGUCGCCCUGGCUUCGUUGCUUGUGGAGGACCGCAACAACGACAACAUGACCUACGUUGAUUUUGUCUGUGCUGUCCACCGCCAGAUCCAGCUCGAGAUCCGCCCUAAGGGUCCGCUGGAGCCCAAGUGGUCGUACAACUAA